GUAUGUUUAGGACAUAGUCUAAAGUCAUUGUAUAGAACGAGUAAAUAAAUAACUUCCCGAUUCAGUCCUAUGUGGAAUUGCAUAUUUAUUGGAGUCAACAUUUUCUUAACUUUCUUCUAUUAUUCCUUUGAAAUGCAGAACGAUUUGUAAAGUUUAAAAAACAGAGUAAUCUCAAUCUUGCCUUUCCAUCUGCAAAGAUUUCGUCGCUAACGGCAUUUUUCCAUUAAUCGUCUGGAAACUAGCUUUCUGAAUAACGACCUCAAAUAUGUCACUUUUUGUCUUUCCCCACAAGUUGAAGUGGUGCAGUCUACGAAGCAGGCGGAGGCAAAUGCUGAUUAUAUCUAGAGUGACGUCACAAUACAUGUCUUGUACUGUGCAUGUUUAUUGUGUAUCCUUUGAUCAGCUGAUCUAGAAACAAGCGAAUCGUCCCGAAAAUUGCAGUUCCCGGCAGCUGCGUUUUCUCAUCGCGAUUGUUAAGAGCGCUGGAACGGUCGAUUAAGGAGACAGGGAUAGUCGAAGUGUCCGUAUCUGUUCAAGCCAUGAAGUUCCAGUAUAAGGAAGACCAUCCUUUUGAAUACAGAAAAAAAGAAGGAGAGAAAAUCCGAAAGAAAUACCCAGACCGAGUUCCUGUUAUAGUGGAAAAAGCACCCAAAGCUAGAGUACCUGAUCUGGACAAGAGGAAGUACCUUGUUCCAUCAGAUCUCACUGUUGGUCAAUUCUAUUUCUUGAUUCGAAAGAGAAUCCACUUGAGGCCAGAAGAUGCCUUGUUCUUCUUUGUCAACAACACUAUUCCUCCUACCAGUGCAACUAUGGGUCAGCUGUAUGAGGAUAAUCAUGAGGAAGAUUAUUUUCUCUAUGUGGCUUACAGUGAUGAAAGUGUUUAUGGCAAGUGAUUCUAUGCAUUGCUAGCCUUACAGAUGGAUUGGACUGAAAAAGUUAUUAUGGAAGGAAUUUGUGUCCAGCAAAAG
Molecule: messenger RNA, 968 nt
Organism: Notechis scutatus (mainland tiger snake)
Lineage: Eukaryota; Metazoa; Chordata; Lepidosauria; Squamata; Elapidae
Gene: GABARAPL1
Product: GABA type A receptor associated protein like 1
Source: RefSeq, a predicted model, not a curated record